Molecule: messenger RNA, 378 nt
Organism: Sphaeroforma arctica JP610
Lineage: Eukaryota; Ichthyosporea; Ichthyophonida
Exons: 2
Source: RefSeq, a predicted model, not a curated record
CGAGACAGCUUAGCCCGCCUCGACACCAACACCGACUCCAGCUCAAGCGACGACGCCGAAGACCCCCCAGAACACACCCUGCACACGCAUAUAGACCCUGGUCUCCCUCUGCAGGCCCAGGCAGAGGCAGUCAGUGCCCAACUGAGAGUUUGUGGGCAGCAGGGGGUACCGAACUUGUCUGCACUUGAGCGGGGAAUGCGAGCGUUGGAAAAGAACAUGGCGCAGCAGUGGAAGACCCUCUGCGCCACAGUGCUGGGUGACCAAAUCCAUGGCGACACCGAGGCUGAAGUAGAGGCGAACCACCAGGCAGUGCUAAUUGAUCUUUCGAUGAGUUUUGGGCGCCUAUUCGAACGCCUGGGAAGAAGCGAAGGCAAAGUG